AUGUGGGAAGUCACGAAUGCGAAUGGAUCCAUUGCUGCUGAUCACCUCCGACCUGUACUCGUCGUGUGCACGGUCUCUGCCGACUGUGUCGAGUCGAUCCGGCCAGAAACGAACGACACAUGCGCCUGCAGCGAAAAGUCUCUCAUCCGCGAGGAGGCUUCGGCUCACACACAGCCCUGGGCGAUCAUGAGUCUCAACAGCGCUGGUGCUGGCGGCGGCAGUGGCGCCAGCAACAGCCAUAAGCGCCAGUCCAAGUCAUGCAAGCGCUGCCUCAAGCGCAAGAAGCGAUGCUACGGCUUUCCCAUCUGCACCAACUGCGAGCGGGCCAACGAGCCGUGUGAGCAGUCGGCUUUUGCCGUCCAGCUGCAUCAGCGUGACGACAACUACGCUGCCAUGCAGCGAAUCCGCGCCCUCGAGGCCCAGCUCGAAAGUGCCCAUGCCGAGCUGGCCAGCAUGCGUCGCAGCCAGCGUGCUCCGUCACCCGCCAGCAGCCGCCCGGCAAGCCACACGCCCACAGAAGGACAGCCCAGUCGCAGCCAGACGGCCGAGCCAUCUCCCAGUCCCGAGAGCAUCGCAGACCGGCCGCCUCUCCUCCCGCUGGAGCACAUCGUUCAAGUAUCCGUGUGGCGCAAGCUCUUGCCAUCGGCCAUUGAUAAGACUCCGGAGCACAGCGUUGACCUGCCGACAGACACGGCCGGCUUCGGCUUGGUCCAGGCCUACCUCGACCAUGUCCACACACGAUAUCCCAUCCUGACACUGUCCGACCUGCUCCAGUUGCACGCACAGCGGCACGAUAUUGUCGACCCGGCCGGCUGGACCGAUCCUGUUGCUGAGCUCAACACUUUCCGACUGUAUAUGGUGUAUGCUAUUGGUGGUGCACAGCAGUACAAGGAGCAGCAGGUGUCCGAGGACUACUACGAGGCUGCGCUGCCACGCUUGUGGGCACUGCAACAGCUGCCACCUUUGGCCGGUGUCGAGGCGCUGUUGCUGCUGCUGCUGUAUGGCCUGCAUUCUCGGCCGGUCAGCAGCACGGCAGUCUGGCAGGUCGCGGGACUGGCCAUGCGGAUAUGCGUUGACCUCGGCCUGCACCGAGAGGCAUCGUAUUCGAGCAGCCCAGACGAACAGAGCCGGACACGACGGCUGUUUUGGACCGCCUUCUGCCUCGACUAUAGCGUCGCUCUGUGGCUGCGCCGGCCUUUAAGUCUGACGAGGCACGACAUGGACACACGCCCGCCGAGCCUGCAGGAAAACUCUGCAAAUCUCACACGCGAGGAGGACACUGACCUGGUUGCGUGGGCCCGGUUUGUGCAGCUUCGGCAGCUGGAGGCGCACAUCUACACGGACAUGUACGCGCUCGACGAGUCGCUCGAGAUGCGCUUUAGUAAAGUGCACCCCUACCUAGAGGCUCUAGACGCGUGGAUGCACGAGCUGCAGGCGCCUGCCACCUCUUCCACCAACAAGACUGCAACCGUCAACGACGACUUCUGGCUGCAGUGGAACAAGGCGAUUCUUGUGCUGCUGCGGCCGUUCCUUCUUGUCAUGCACCCAGACGACGACAACGAUCCCGACUCACUCGUCGCUCGAUGUCUUCAGGCGGCCGGUCACGUCUGCUCGGCCGCCAAGCACAUGCUGCAACGCGGCCUGCACUCCCAUGCGCUCGUGACUGCCCACGCAGCCUUUAAUGCGGGCAUCACCAUCUGCUGCUGUCUCUACAUCUCUCCUCGGCUGUGGUCGUCCGCCGUUGUCAACGACCUGCGCGCCUGCUCGUCGACCAUGUUGGCCAUGGCAGAGCGCCUCCCACUUCUGAGAAACGACUGCUCUGUGCUCGAGGAUGCCAUCGGUGGGGUUAUGGACUCGCUGUCAAGAACGACAACCGGACGUACCAGAAGCCGACGGCAGGCACGGCACCUGGCCGAGCCGGACAUCCUCGCCGUGCAAAGCCUGAUGAAGCUGUCAGCACAACCAGACUUGGUCACUGUGGCCACGGCCGAGCCACUGGACAAUGCGUUGUCAGCACUGCAAUUGCGCAGCCACAACCGCGAUGCCGAAGACCAGGACCGCCUGCAGAAUCUGAUUGGGCUGAUUACACCAGAAUAUCCGGCUUGCUGA
Molecule: messenger RNA, 2109 nt
Organism: Grosmannia clavigera kw1407
Lineage: Eukaryota; Fungi; Ascomycota; Sordariomycetes; Ophiostomatales; Ophiostomataceae
Product: c6 zinc finger domain containing protein
Exons: 3
Coding region: 1-2109 (702 amino acids)
Biological process (GO): DNA-templated transcription; positive regulation of transcription by RNA polymerase II
Molecular function (GO): DNA-binding transcription factor activity, RNA polymerase II-specific; sequence-specific DNA binding; zinc ion binding
Source: RefSeq, a predicted model, not a curated record